Molecule: messenger RNA, 543 nt
Organism: Meloidogyne enterolobii
Lineage: Eukaryota; Metazoa; Nematoda; Chromadorea; Rhabditida; Meloidogynidae
Source: the annotation of a GenBank genome assembly
UUCAUUCAUAUGGCUAGUAAACUUCCGAAAAUUGCUUCUUCAAAUAUUAAAAAUCAAGAGUCAACUCCAUUUUUUGCUUGGAUUCGUGAUUAUUUUCUUGGUGUUAAACGUCUGCCCAUAACUCCACCUCCUGGUUUGCCCACUGAAGAUGGAGAGGCUCAUUAUCAACCACAUACUCGAUUUCCAAAUACCCAAUCUUCUCGAAGUGUUGAACCUGCUUCUACAGAGGAAGGAAUUGUUCGGAAAAUAGCUGAUAAUUAUUAUCUCUCUAGGGAUGCUCGUAGGGCUGUUAUGCCUCCUCGAUCUAUUUUAGAAGUGGAUCCUAAGAAAAUUGCUGGUCAACCUGAGGCGGAUGGAUCAAUUUCUGACGAUGUUCCUGGCAAAAAUGUUGGCCCAAAACAAAAUUAUGGAUUUAAUCCUAAAAUUCCAACUCCUGGAUUUGGCUAUGAAUGGGUAAGAAGUAUCGAAAAUGAAGAAUUUACUCAACAAAAAGAUCCAGAUUUGGCUAAAGCUCAAAAGUUUGAUAAAUAUUUGAAGGCUUAG